This is a messenger RNA of Pelobates fuscus (common spadefoot toad), 1458 nucleotides long. RefSeq names its product 5-hydroxytryptamine receptor 3C-like. Gene Ontology annotation, molecular function: acetylcholine-gated monoatomic cation-selective channel activity; serotonin-gated monoatomic cation channel activity. Gene Ontology annotation, biological process: nervous system process; regulation of membrane potential; signal transduction. The record is from RefSeq and is a predicted model, not a curated record. The transcript has 9 exons. Gene Ontology annotation, cellular component: plasma membrane; neuron projection; synapse. Lineage: Eukaryota; Metazoa; Chordata; Amphibia; Anura; Pelobatidae. The coding region runs from base 1 to 1458 and encodes 485 amino acids.
AUGCGAGGCAAGCAAGUUGCUGAUGUUGUGUCAUUAGAGAAUUUGUUCAUGCACGUCAAAUUCAUUGGAGCUCUGGGGUCUGCUAUUCGGAGCAGUGAGCUGCAGUGUACAGGCUCUGAGACCGGGCCCUCAGAAGAAUCCCUAAUGGCUGUUUUUGAAAAAAAAGCUCUUCGUCCAACACUGAACUACAGUCGUCCGACAAGUGUGAACAUCUCUUUCACACUCUAUGCUGUUUUAGGAGUGAAUGAGAAAAGUCAGAUUCUGACGACAUUUCUAUGGCUGCGUUUGUUUUGGCAGAACGAGCUUCUAACCUGGAUUCCGGAUAAAUGUGGAUCAGUAGAGAAGAUUUCGCUGCCAGUGGAAAACAUGUGGUCCCCGGAUAUUAUUGUCUACGAAUUUAUAGAUGAGGAUAAGUUCCAGCGCACACCGUUCACAUAUGUUAAUCACACCGGCCGUGUACGCUAUGACCGUAUGAUGCGAGUGGUCAGCUCUUGUAACCUUGGAAUCUUUAACUUCCCAUUUGAUGUCCAGAACUGCUCGCUAACCUUUGGCUCUUAUAUGCAUACAGUGAAAGAUGUGCGUCUUGGGCUGGCUCUACCUGUUGAACAGAUCCUGACAAAUUCAUUGAACUAUUUGGAGACCAGUGGCGAGUGGGAACUUCUGAGGAUAGAAGGAGCCCCUGAUGUCCUGAAAUUUGGUGCUGAUGAAUGGGAUAUAAUAACAUUUUGGGUGGUGAUUAGGCGGCGCUCGGUACUCUACGUUGUAAACUUGCUCAUUCCCAGCGCCUUCCUAAUGCUGAUUGAUAUUCUGAGCUUCUAUCUCCCACCACACAGCACAGACCGGGCUUCCUUCAAGAUGACUCUUCUGCUGGGAUACACAGUGUUCCUUCUCAUUAUGAAUGAUCUGUUGCCAAGUACAGCUAAUGGGACCCCUCUGAUUGGUAUUUACUUUUCAGUGUGCUUGGCUCUGCUUGUUCUCAGUCUGUUAGAGACCGUAAUAAUCACUCAUGUUCUACAUCGUGGAACGUUGCAGAGCGGAUCUGUGCCAUCUUGGGUCAAACGCCUUGUGUUGGGAUACAUUGCUCAGCUCAUCUGUUAUCGUGUCACAGUUAUUCCUAGCUCUGCUUCAUCCAAUAACCAUGUCCCACCCACAAACAGCAAGAAUUAUACACCAAAACCUCCACCAUCCAACAACUUCCAAGAAAAUGGCAGUAACAUAGAGCUGCCUCCUCCAGAUGCCUUGUCCCCUGGUCCCGAGAGGCAAUUAGAAAUGAUCAAUCACAAUCUUCAUUUUAUCAAGGAGGUGAUGGAGAGCAAAAACCAUCUUCAAGAACAAGAAGAGGAAUGGAUACAGAUUGGAUAUGUUUUAGAUUCUCUGCUUUAUCGUUUCUACCUUAUCUUCAUUGGAUCCUAUGCCAUCAUCAUUAUCUGUGUGUGGUGUGUCUGGUUGGACAUAUAA